This is a messenger RNA of Xiphophorus hellerii (green swordtail), 3832 nucleotides long. It is a transcript of the gene crtac1b, whose product is annotated as cartilage acidic protein 1b. Gene Ontology annotation, biological process: axonal fasciculation. The transcript is spliced from 15 exons. The record is from RefSeq and is a predicted model, not a curated record. The coding region runs from base 290 to 2182 and encodes 630 amino acids. Gene Ontology annotation, molecular function: calcium ion binding. NCBI's taxonomy places the organism in Eukaryota, Metazoa, Chordata, Actinopteri, Cyprinodontiformes, Poeciliidae.
AGCUCCGUCAUUGGCUGUGUCUUUACAUAUUCUGCAAGCUCUCAGGCUAUUGGCCAAACUCUCACACCAACGAUUUCAUAAAGCAAUUUUUCGUGGGAAGUUGUGUGAAAGUGUGUGUGUAUGGGUGUGUAUGUGUAGGAAAAAAACCUUUUCUGAUGUCCGCGGUAUCAACAGCUCCAAUUAGCCAACCUUUAUACGCCGGGUUUGCGUUUCUCCCCGUUGUCCUCUGGCUGUCAAUCGCUGCAGGAUUUGUUGGGAGUUUUCGGAGCGCCUCUCUGCAUCUGCGAGGAUGCUGGUGUGCCUGCUGUUCUUCCUGCUUGCCCACUCCUCGGCUCAGCGGUCGGAGCCCAUGUUCUCUGCUGUAACCAAGACCGCUCUCCGUCCGGACUACGAAAACAACCCCAGUCAGCUUAACUACGGCAUGGCUGUCACUGACGUGGAUGGUGACGGAGACCUGGAGAUAUUUGUAGCUGGAUACAAUGGUCCAAACCUGGUGCUGAAGUACGAUAAACAGAGAAAAGGGCUUGUCAACAUCGCCGUAGACGACCCGAGCUCCCCGUUCUAUGCGCUGAGGGACCGUCAAGGCAAUGCCAUAGGAGUGACAGCAUGCGACAUAGAUGGAGAUGGACGGGAGGAGAUUUAUGUCCUCAACACCAACAAUGCCUUCUCUGGUCGGGCGACCUACUCAGACAAACUGUUCAAGUUUCGCAACGGUCGCUUCGAGGACCUGCUGAACGACGAUAUAAACGAGCACCGGGACGUGGCCAACCCCAUGGCCGGGCGCUCUGUGGCCUGCAUAGACAGAAAGGGUACCGGCCGCUAUGCUAUCUAUAUCGCCAACUAUGCCAGCGGAAGCGUGGGACCUCACGCUCUUAUAGAGAUGGACGAGGCAGCCAGUGACCUCUCUGAGGGAGUCGUUGCCCUUUCCAAUGUUGCAGAGCAAGCUGGAGUUAACAAACUAAUUGGGGGAAGAGGUGUGGUGGUGGGGCCAAUUGUUAGUCAAACUCUAUCUGAUAUCUUCUGUGACAAUGAGUACGGGUCCAACUUCCUGUUCAGAAACAACGGCGAUGGAACUUUUACUGAUGUUGCGCAGCAGGCUGGAGUGGAGGACCCCAUGCAGCAUGGCAGAGGGGUGGCACUGGCAGAUUUUAACCGUGACGGCAGGACUGACAUUGUGUACGGGAACUGGAAUGGACCUCACCGCCUAUACAUACAGCUAAACAACCGCAAGCAGAAAUUUAAGGACAUAGCUUCCCAGAAGUUUUCCAUGCCAUCUCCAGUGCGGACAGUUAUUGCUGCUGACUUUGAUAAUGACAAUGAGUUGGAGGUGUUCUUCAAUAACAUCGCCUAUAGGGGACCCUCAGCCAACAGACUCUUUAGGGUGAGCAGGAGAGAACAUGCGGACCCCCAGAUAGAAGAGUUGAAUAUUGGGGAGGCCGCAGAGCCUGAUGGACGAGGAACUGGAGCCAUAGCCACAGAUAUUGAUGGUGACGGCCGUCUGGAACUGUUGGUGUCUCAUGGCGAAAGCGCAGCACAGCCGCUCUCUGUCUACAGAGUCAAUCAGGGCCUCACUAACUCAUGGCUCCGAGUGAUUCCCCGAACCAAGUUUGGAGCUUUUGCCCGAGGAGCUAAAGUGGUUGUCUACACAAAGAAAAGUGGCCCACACACACGGAUUAUUGAUGGGGGCUCGGGGUAUCUGUGUGAGAUGGAACCUGUCGCUCACUUUGGCCUUGGCAGGGAUGUGGCCACAAAUGUUGAAGUGUACUGGCCAGAUGGACGCUCAAUAGCCCGUCCUCUGGAGCCUUCAGAGAUCAACUCAGUGCUGGAGAUCCCCUACCCAAAAGAUGAGGAGGAAGUGACUCCUACUGUGGAAAUCGAGUGCGGUCAUGGAUUUGCUCUAAAUGAGUUUGGCCGUUGCACAGAUAAAGAUGAAUGCACCCAGCUCCCCUCUAUGUGCCCCUCUGACCGUCCCAUCUGCACUAAUACCUACGGCAGCUAUAAAUGCCGUGCCAAGAAGAGAUGCAACCAGGGCUUUGAGCCCAAUGACGAUGGGUCUGCCUGUGUGGCCCAGGUGGCUUACUUUGGAAGGACGCACUCUUCAGGGGAAUGCAAUGCUUUCCAUAUGCUUACUCUCACUCUGCUACCCGUCAUCUCUACUCAUCUGCAGAUAGGACUGCUGUAGCUUUACUCUUUUCUCCUCCGCUUUACCGCUGAGCGGAGAUGUACAGAAACUGUGUGCAAACUUUUCUCUGAGAAAUAUCCUCCUACUUCUUCACUAUGAAGCUCUGGUGUCUUUUCUUCAUCGGUUACUGUAUAUACCUGGUUGUCACCGCUGCUGUAUUUUGCCCUGUGGCUCCUGGCCUCCUCUGGGAGCUUUGCCGUGAGCUACAGAGAUCAGAACUGUCACCUGUGGACCCCUUAUUUUAUUGCCUGGCAUUCAAAGUGUGACCUGAACUGAAGCCAAGUCAAUAAGGGAAGCUUUAGUAUACUCCCCGCACAUUCAGAGAUGAAUCCACCGAGCAUGUUUAUUGGAGACAUCCCACCUGUAUCUCUGCCAUACCACAAUGUGUAUUAAUCAUUACAGAUCUUUCUCACCUUGAUUAUAUGUUUACUGAAAAGCGUGUGAAUACAAAGCUUUAGGUUGCGUGUAUGUUUUCGUCUGUGUGGGCGACGUGUGUGUGCCUGAUUGUGCGUGGUCCAAUGAAGUGUUCAGGUACAGAAACAUAUGCUGGACCAUCUGUCGCAAAUGGCAGGACACAUUUCUUUUUAUUUAUUUAUAUUUUUUAGGAAUAAAUUAUGAAAUAAAAUGGAGCAGAAAAUGGAUGCAAGGCUGUGUGUGUGUGGAGAAACGCAUACAGAGUGUGAGACUACAUCUGAUGAUUUGAAUGAAACAAACACUGAAAUGAAAUCAUGGGAAGGUGUCAGGAAGACUUACAACACUUUACAAUGUUGGGUUGUUUUUCACACUAGCAUCAAAAUGUUGAUCAAUUCACAGUAAGAUCUGCCUUUGCAAUUUCAAGUGUACAAAUCUAAAUUUGUGUAUACACUUUGUGUACUACCAUUUAUCUUUGCACAUUCCAAAUGUAUAUAGUUUAAUAUUGCAUUGUUCAUCUUUGCUUUUGUGACCCUGAGCCAUAUGCCUGAGGAAAACCGUCUAGAUUUGCCCCUGAGGUUUUGUGGCAGUGUAGGUAAUUUUUCAACAAUCAAACCUUUAAAGUUGAGAGCAAGUCAUAAAACAAGUAGAACUCUUUAUUGUUCUGGUAAUAUGUAUGCUUCAAUAUGUUUUUACAUUGCUAUGUCCUGAGAAGUUAAAAAAAAUACUGUACUGUGGCCAAAAAUAGAAAUAAUGAAGAUACUAACAAGAUCUUGAUGGACAGCUUGACUGUUUCUUGCUUUUCUGCAGGGAAGUGUCAACUCAUGAGUGCACUUUAGGUUCAAAAAGUAUUUCUAACAGAAAUGUGAACCCUCUGUCAUUUUGAAGAUACUUUUUAGAAUAUUUCUUUAUGCUGUUGGACUUACCAAAGUUCUUCUCUGUCAAGAUGAUUUCAGAUGUACUGAGUAAUCCGGAAGUUAAUUUUUACGGAGCUCUGUACAUGAAUAAAAAUGGAUUUAUUGUGUGUUUCUGUCAGGAGACUAUGAAUUGCUCACAGGUGGUGUUUUAUUCCACCAGCUUUUUAUCAUCUAUAGAGAGAGAUGCACCAAAAUAUUUAGCAGCACCCACUGUAAUGUAAGUCCUGAAUGUUUCAUAGUAUCAGUUUAUCAGCAACAUUUUUUUUUUCCUGAAAAAUAAAAUGGCAGCAGUCCAUGAAAAAGACAAACUAAAAGUCACUUA